Messenger RNA from Adineta ricciae, 1518 nucleotides. The record is from the annotation of a GenBank genome assembly. NCBI's taxonomy places the organism in Eukaryota, Metazoa, Rotifera, Eurotatoria, Adinetida, Adinetidae.
AUGUUAUUACCGGUCAUUGUCUUUCUAUGCAUUCGUAUCUCGACGACGAUUCAUACUUGUCCGAAUUUUUGUCAAUGCUAUUCGGCAUCGGAUGGUUAUCAUAUCAUCUGUCGAAAUGCGAAUCUUUCGGACAUUCCAUUGACUUUAAUACGAUUCCUUCAAAUUACUGUUCAUCAAAAUCUAAUUCUUGAUUUAAGCUCCAAUUCACUCUCGAUCAUUUCUUGUCAAAUCUUUCAAAUCCCCACUAUUCUUCGAUUAACUUUAAGUGACAACCGUAUUCAAUCCCUUCCGUCGUGUUUUUCUCAAUCGUCGAUUGAAUAUCUGAAAUUGAACAAAAAUCAGCUUCAGUUUAAUGAAACAACCAUUCUUUCAAGCUCCAAAUUACUUCAUUUAGACAUAUCCGACAAUGCAAUACCUCGUUUACCACGUACAUUUUUCUUUCAUCUACGUCGGUUGCAAACAUUAGUAUUAAAUGAUUCUCAUGAACUUUUUCAAGCAGAUCGUGAUCAAUGGAUUCGAUCACUACCAACACGAAAUCAAUUGACAUUGGUUAUAUGUGAUGAACAUUUUCAUCUUCCAUUUUGCCUUUUUGACCAUUUAUUUCAAUUAAACAAGAUCUUAACGAUUGAAUUGAACGGAUAUAUUCAUUGUGAUUGUUCUUUUGUCUAUUUACCAUUUGACAAAAUUCGUUUUCAAUAUUGUCAAUCUGAUCGAUUGACUGAUCAGCAUGGUCGAUGUGAUAUUCAUUCGUCUCGUUUUGCACGUGGUUACUCAUUGAUUGAAUUACAAAAUGAAACAUAUCGACAGUUAUGUGCGAAAGAAUAUCAAACAUGUCAAACGUUGUCAUGGAAGAGAAAUUCUCCAUUUAUUCCUGAUUUUGAUGUGUCUCGAAACGAUUCAACAAUUAAACAAGUACAAAUAACAACAAUGACCACUACUUUCACGGCGGAAACAUCUUCAAAAAGAGACCAUACAUCCGCAGGUGCCAUCAUACCAUUUGUCCUUAUUUUACUUCUUGUAACAAUAGUCUGCCUCUAUAUUGUUCUAUCAGGACACUUUUUUCGAGGAAAAACUCAAGAGAAUAUUAAUGGAUUAAUUGACAAACGGAAAAAACAACAAGCUCUGUCAAGUGUUUCCAGAACUGGUAGGCAAAGAUCUCAUUCGGAAAAGCAAGUGCCCAUUGAGUAUGAGAUCAUUGACGAAUGGAAUGAAUUGUUGAGGACGUUGCUUAGUAAUUCGGAUAGAAGACCUACACAAUUUGAUGAAGGUCUCUCUAUGGACAAUGUAAACAUGAAUUCUAAUCCGCGUCAUGGAUCAUUCUAUCAACGACGAUAUUCGGAUUCGGAUGAUGGAUCUGAACUAACGUUUUAUAGUAUUAUUAACGAUCGGAAAACAUCGUCAACGUCGUUUAUUCAAUCUUCAAUGACUGAUAGUGCUUCGUCAACGUCAACCAUAGAUUCUUCUGCGUCGAAUGAAACUGUCAUUGUAUCUUGUGGAAAUAAACAGAGAAAAUUUUAA